Molecule: messenger RNA, 1591 nt
Organism: Elaeis guineensis (African oil palm)
Lineage: Eukaryota; Viridiplantae; Streptophyta; Magnoliopsida; Arecales; Arecaceae
Product: polygalacturonase
Biological process (GO): carbohydrate metabolic process
Molecular function (GO): polygalacturonase activity
Source: RefSeq, a predicted model, not a curated record
UCCAAAACUAAAUAGGUUGCACUCUUUCGUCCCUUCUCCUGUUUGUGAUACUAGCAAUGGCCUCACAUAAAUUUCUUCUGCUCUCUCUCGUCCUGUUGUCCUUCAACCACCUCUUCUGUUAUAGCAAACUGGAUGAAGACAGCACACUUGGCUACCUUGAUGAUAUUUCUUCUUAUGACAUGACUGCAUAUCCAUCGUACUACGCAGUACAUGGAGAAAGAGGUACAAUUGCAUAUCAACCCAAUAGGUUUGUCCUGGAGAGAGUCGCUCGAGUCGCUGGAUUUGGGUAUUCACAAAAAGUGGUGAAUGUGGAGGACCAUGGUGCCAAAGGUGAUGGAACGACUGAUGAUACAGAGGCAUUUGAAAUGGCCUGGAAGGAAGCUUGCUCCUCUUCUACUUCAGCUGUCCUCAUGGUGCCUGAGAACAAGAACUACCUACUUAAGCCAAUCACCUUCUCUGGCCCUUGUAAAUCUGAUGUUUCUGUGAUGAUCAAAGGAACAAUUGAAGCAUCUUCAGACCGAUCAGAUUGGAAUGGAAAGAACGGCAGACACUGGAUCCUAUUCAGUGGCAUCCAAAAUCUUUACGUGGGUGGUCGUGGAAACGUCAAUGGCAACGGGAAGAUAUGGUGGCAAAACUCUUGCAAAAUCAAUAAAUCACUUCCUUGCAAGGAUGCUCCAACGGCCCUGACCUUUUACUCUUGUGACAAAUUGACGGUGGAGAACUUGAACAUUAAAGAUAGCCAACAGAUUCAUGUAUCGUUUGAGAGAAGCACCAAUGUUGAUGUUUCAAGCCUCACCAUCACCGCUCCAGAGUCGAGUCCAAAUACUGAUGGCAUUCACGUUACCGAGACCAAAAAUAUACAGAUAACAAAUUGUGUCAUCGGGACUGGUGAUGACUGCAUAUCUAUCGAAAGUGGGUCUCAAAAUCUGAAGGCUACAAACAUAGUCUGUGGACCAGGCCACGGAAUCAGUAUUGGAAGUUUAGGAGAUCACGGCUCGGAAGCCCAAGUCUCGGAUGUGAUUGUGGACACGGCACAGCUGAAAGGAACCACAAAUGGUGCCAGGAUCAAGACCUGGCAGGGAGGCCGCGGCUAUGCAAAGAAUAUUGUAUUUCAAAAUUUCGUUAUGCAUGACGUGAACAACCCUAUAAUUAUUGACCAAAAUUAUUGUGAUUCAAAAACGCAAUGCAAACAACAGACUUCAGCUGUGGAGGUAAGUAAUGUGAUGUACAAGAAUUUCAAGGGAACAAGUGCUUCGGAAGUUGCUAUCAAGUUUGAUUGCAGCACAACUGUCCCAUGCCAUGGUAUAAUACUGCAAGAUAUCGAUCUAGCUGGAGGAGAUGGGGAUGCUACAACAAGUUUAUGUAACCAUGUAAAUUGGACCAAAAAAGGGAACGUGAUCCCGUUGCCUUGCGCCAAAUGAGGUUACAAGGAGGAAAGCAUUUCCUAGAGCGACAGGUGGAGGGCCUGAUCGUACGACACCUAUCUCAUAGGGGGUGUACCAUCCUCGACCAAUUCCCGAAGAUUACAUACAAUACCCACUUAUAGUUCAUAGAAGAAAAUAAAUUGUUAUUGUUCACACAUAUUAUUGCC